GUGUUCAUUAUUAAACAGUUUACUUAGUCUUUUAUAAUUUAAACUUUGUCUUUUUGAUUUUGGUUUGACAUUGUCUUUUAAAGUUGUUUAAUGAAUAUCAAUCAAUUACCUGACGACUGCUUAUUAUAUAUUUUCCACCAUUUCAAUAGCUUUGAGAUUCUUUUGGAUUGUUCUGCAGUCUGUGAAAGAUGGAGACAUUUGGUUUUCGAAAGAUUAAAAAACGUCAAAUACUUGUCGAAUUCCAGGGAUGGUUAUCCAGCCAGUACGGUAUACUUUGACACUGACGACUCAGUAGAGCGAACUAACAUACCAAAAUGGUUUCCUAAACUCAAGAUUUAUGCUUUGCGUGAAGGCUUUGAUGUGGAUGUUAUUUCUAAUUUGGCUGUCAAAGGAUUACAAUUGGAUUUAUUCUUUACUGAUGUGGAUGACAUCACAUUGGAGUUUCCAUCCCUUGAAAUGGUAGCAAUUCAAAAAUUUCAUAGCUUUUUUGCAAAUGAUGUACAAGGACCAAUGCUGAAGCAAUUAUUCAUCCACUGCAGUUUUUCAAAGUUCACCCGUUAUGCUAAAUAUUUUCCGAACUUGGAGCGACUUCAUAUUGAAAACUUUGUUGGCAUCCCUCGAGAAGACACAUUUUAUUCUGGACCUGUUCUUGAGAAGAUAGAGAUUUUAGAAAGCUGUAGUCACACACAACUGGAACCAUGUGAAUAUUAUGGUUUCAGCCUUGCAGACCGUUGUCCUGCUUUGAAAAGUGCUUAUCAUUAUAUUCAAACUGGUCAUGAAUUUUUCGUCAACAGUGGCAUUAAAAAUCUUCUCUUAGAAGAUUUAGUUCUUCAAUUUGACGAUGUUUACGAAGCUCCGGAUUGGUCAAUUUUAAGACUCAUAUUGAGCAAGUAUCCAAAUGUGAAACAUUUGGCUAUUAGAGGCGGGUCCGACACAGGAAUAUCUGAUGAAAAUAUUCCCGAACUUUUGAAGUUACUUCCCCGUAUUAUUCUUAUCGAUAUCAGAAACUCCAAAAAGGUAACAGAAAAGUCAACUGAAUACAUUGAUCGAUACGGCAAACAUCAUAAUCGUUCAAUUUCAUUGUAUUACCAAAAAAGACCUAAAAUAACAAAGAAAUGGCCUCAUUUAUUAACCAAACAUGUUUUUAUUGGUGAAGGACUUGAUUUCAUGAAAUACUGUUUCUUGAUGGAUGCAAUUCAGUGCCACAAGAGAUUGCCAUAUCUACUGGAUCCUUUUGAAUAAACAAAUAUCAUUCAAUAAUAUUUGAAUCAUCGAGAAAAGUUUAAAAUAAUGUCUUGAAUCAAAUUAUUAGUUAAUGAUUGAUAUUUUAUUUGUAAACAGAUCAAAAUCACCGAAAAGCUAUUUUAAAUA
Molecule: messenger RNA, 1371 nt
Organism: Tetranychus urticae (two-spotted spider mite)
Lineage: Eukaryota; Metazoa; Arthropoda; Arachnida; Trombidiformes; Tetranychidae
Molecular function (GO): protein binding
Source: RefSeq, a predicted model, not a curated record